This is a messenger RNA of Penicillium antarcticum, 660 nucleotides long. Its product is annotated as LITAF-like zinc ribbon domain-containing protein. The coding region runs from base 1 to 660 and encodes 219 amino acids. Gene Ontology annotation, molecular function: zinc ion binding. The record is from RefSeq and is a predicted model, not a curated record. NCBI's taxonomy places the organism in Eukaryota, Fungi, Ascomycota, Eurotiomycetes, Eurotiales, Aspergillaceae. The transcript has 3 exons.
AUGACUGAGCCCCGCCACCAAACACCAGCUCCUAUGUACAGCGAAGAUCCCGAACCAGUCUACUCAACACCUAUCGCACACCCUACCCCAAUCCACGCAAUGCAAACCGGAGGCCCUGUUAGCCCAACCUCAGAGGCAAACGCAUACCAAAGCCAAGGCCAAAGCGAGAGCCACUCGAUCCCAGACGCUCUCCACGGCCCAACACCAAUCAACGGACACUCAGAGAAACAAUACCCACACCAGCCCGACUCCAUCGGCCAAGCGCCAGACUAUGACGCCGUAACGGGACACGAGAAGGCAUACGCUGGUCAGCCCUUGCCCCAGCAGGGCCCACCCCAGCCAAAUCAGUACUAUACGCCCUACGGCCAUCCCAGUGGAUAUGCGACCGCAGUUCCACUACAUGGUGUUCAGUCUGCGCCUUGCCCGGUAGACUGUCCUGUCUGUGGGGAGCGGGAGAUGACUCGUAUUAACCCGAUUUCUGGGGGAACUACGCAUGGAUGGGCUGCUAUUCUGUGCUUCUGUUGCUGCCUUGGGUGUAUCCCUUACUUGAUGUCUUCGCUCAAGGAUGUUGAACAUUCCUGCGGGAAGUGUAAUGCUAAGCUGGCUGUUUGGCAUAACAGUGGACGGGUCCAGGUUCUGCAAAAUAGCAAUAGAAAAUAG